Molecule: messenger RNA, 1632 nt
Organism: Rotaria sp. Silwood2
Lineage: Eukaryota; Metazoa; Rotifera; Eurotatoria; Philodinida; Philodinidae
Source: the annotation of a GenBank genome assembly
AUGUCGUAUAAUUUUGUUUCAAGUAUAUUUAAUCAUACAAGUAAUAAAGAGCCAAUCGCAAUUCCUCGAUCGAAGCUAAAUACGUAUUUACCACCUUUGAUUACAUCUACACAAGCAAAUAUUUUAUUAGUCUCAAACAAAAUCUUCAAAAACGUUGAUAAAAAUACGUAUAACUAUAUGACAAUAGCAAAAUCUCUUUCUUCGCCCGUAACUUUUGUUUUCGAUCGACUUAAUGAUGAUGAAAUCGAAGCAAAAGAAAGAGAAUUAGAUGAUCGAUUGAAACAAGAUGAUGAACAAGCAUUAAGGAAUGCUAAUCAGUUAUGUGAAGAACAAGAUAAUGUUUCUACGAAACAACAAGCAAAAACAAAGUCGAAGAAGAAAAGUUCGACGAACAACAAACAAAUGAAGAACGAUGUAAUGUUUACACCAGAACUUCUUUCAUCGUCAAUGAACUUCAUUUCAUCUCCUUCACAUAUAACAACAAGCAGAGAUAACCAAGAGAAUAUAUCAACGUGGUGUAUAUCUGAAGAAAUAAAGGAAUAUAAUUUGGACAAUGUCGAAUUUGAACAUGAUGAAUUGAUUGAUGAUCCAUGUUAUAACAAUGAAAAAAUGCCUGAAGUCAAUCAAUUCAAGGAAGAUAUUCAAUAUGAAGAUCCAGUCGUACAUUGUCAGAAUUCUCAAGAUCAAUUUGAACAAAUUCUUCGUCAAUUUCAUAAAAUAAAUCACAAAUUAGAUGAUAUCUAUGAAUAUCUAUCAUCUGAUCGUAUAAUAAACAUCAUUCAACGUAAGUUCUUCAUAGAACUUCCGGAACCAUUAUCCAGCCGAACAUACUCAGCAUCCACUUCCAACGAGAUGCAUAAUCUCUUUGCUAUAUUUGGUUUACAAUUUGAGCAUGAUUAUAAAAGACUGUGGUCAGAAACAUUUCCAAAACUAAUUCGACCCUGUUUUCGACCAGGAUCCAUUCAAAUUGAUCUUUUUGGUUUUGCACAUCUUCGCACGAAUCCUUCUAUUCCUUCUAUUACAUCACCAAAUAUUGAUCCAAUAGAUUCAUACAAUUCAUAUACAGUACUAAAGAAGAAAACAAAAGAAUUUUGUGCGAACCAAAUUUUAAUAGGUGAAGUUACAACAUCUUGUCUAGAUUUUAAAGAUUGUAACCAAGAAUCAAUUGAACAAGAAUUACAUGAACGUGAAUUAAAAUUAUUAAUGUCAGCUAAUAAUCAAGAAUAUCUUCAUCAACAAACACCUAAAGUACAAAAACGUUCAGGACAUUCUGGACUUUCACUUUUACAUGCAGAACUUAAUGGUUCAACUACACUUUCAUCAACUACAGCAUCAAAUUUAAUUAGUCGUCCAACAUAUUUUCGUCAUUUAGUGUCUAUUUGUCGUGAACAAAAUUUACAUCAUCAACCGGCUAUUGAUCAUAAUUCAUCAUCAUCAACGAAUCCUAAUACUAUAUUACCAACAUCACCAACAUACAUAUCAGGUUCAACAAAUAAUAUACAUUCAUCAAAUUCAACAAUGAUGCAAAUACAUUCUGAUUCAUCAAAUAAUCAAAAUUUCUCGCAUAAUUUAUAUACAAAUCAAAGUACACUAGCAACACCAAAUUUAAAUCGACUUCAGACAUUAACUUGA